UUGUCCUCCUCCCGGGGAGAGCCUUCGGGGCGCCGCUGCCCCCCUUGCGGGCGCCCCCUGCUUUGCGAGGGCCCUGCCGCAGCCCUCGUCCCCCCAGCUGCGUGCCCAGGACCCCCGCCCCUUAUUUUUGGCAGUGGACAUGGCGUGAGCGGCGGGAGGGAGGGAGGGAGGGAGACAGCUGGAGAACGAGCAAGGAGCCUGGCCUCACACGCCUGCCCCGAAUGGGGAGCAAGGCCCCGUGGUGAAUCAGCCCCCCAUUGCCCCCUCUCGGUGAAAAAAGGGCGUGUGGGGAGUGACAGCCAAAGGAAGAAGAGGGCCCUGCAGUUCCCCCCUCCCCAGUGGAUCAUGGGCCUCAAGCUGCCUUGAUGAAGGAAUCUGUGAGUGCCAGCUGGGCUGUGGUGUUCCCUGAGGCGGCGGAGGAGGAGGAGGAGGAGGAAGAGGAAGCCCCACCGUGGAGAUGGGGUCUCAAGUCCUGCAGAUCCUGCGCCAGGGCGUCUGGGCAUCUCUGACCGGCGGCUGGUUCUUUGACCCUCACCAGAGCACCUUCUCCAACUGCUUCCAUCUGUAUACCUGGAUCUUCCUGCUCAUCUUUCCUUUCCUGCUGUACAUGGUGAUGCCGGCCACCUACGCCGUGGCCGGCGUGUACUGCGUGGGGGUGGCCACGUUCUUCACCACCGUCAAAGUUGUCAACUAUCGCCUGCACACGAUGUUCGACCAGGGAGAGAUCGUGGAGAAGAACUCGGCUCUGGCGGAAGCGACCAAGACCGAAGAUGAAGCUGCAGCUGACGAGGGAAACCUGGCCAGGGACGCCGGCGGGGUGGAGAUGACUGUAUUCCGCAAGGUCAGUUCCACGCCUCCCGUGCGGUGCAGCUCCCAGCAUUCCGUGUUCGGCUUCAACCAAGUCAUGGACUUGCUGCCCCACUUGGAGGAUGGGGGCCCCGUGAGAGACAUCAAGGAGCUGGUGCGCGAGCGGGGCAGCAACAAUGUCAUCGUCACGGCGGCCGAUCGCGAGAUGCUGCAGCACUCUUCCCCGGAGAACUGCGCUGGGGCGGACACGUCAGCCCCCGCCGAGCUGGAAGCGGGGAGCAGCGGCUCGCUGCCCGCCCCCGGCGCGGAGCCCCCGUCCAGCGGCCGGAAGCAGCCGACCUCCCUCCCCGUCCAGACGUCCCUCCAGAGCACGGACUCCUUGGAGCCGUCCCCGCCAGCAGGGCCGGCCUCGCGGGCGCCCCCCCGCUGGCCGGCCAGCGAGUCCGAGAGCGUGGGGGACACGCCGCUCAGCCCGCUGAUCAAGAACAGCCUGAGCGAGGAGCUGGGCCACAGCUUCCUGAGCCUGGCGCUGCCCGAGGCGGGCAGCCUCGCCCCACGGGAGUCGCGGCGCUCGGGCACGGACUACCAGCCCCUGGAGCCCCGGCCGGAGGGCCCCCUGCAGGCCGGCUCCUCGGACAGCUGCUUCAGCGGCACCGACAAGGAGACGCCCAGCACCCUGAGCAGCUACCGCAGCGAGAAGACCAACUCCACCCACCUGGACAGCCCCCUGCUGGGCCCGGGCCCCGGCGGGGCUGGCCUGGGGGAGCCGGUGCCCCCCGGCCCAUCCCCGCCCCCGGAGGGCGGCAGCGACACCGACGCGCUCUCGGACAGUGAGCUGCUGCGCUCGCCCGAGCUGGGCCUCCUCGGGGAGCUGAGCUUCGACACGCAGAACACGCUGGACUCCCUGGACACCGUCAAGGGCGACGGGGAGCUCUGGGGGGCCCCCGAGCUGGAGCAGGUGGUGCGGCCCAAGGAGCCAGCCCUCAAGGGCCGCCGGCGCCUCUCGCGCAAGCACGGCGGGGCCUACCUGCCCAUGCGCACCCUCCUGGACAGCAAGGCCUACGCGGAGGGCUUCUUCGCCGACGAGGACUCCAGCGACUGCAGCGACCUCAGCCGGGCCUCCAGCCUGCACUCGCAGCGCAACUACAGCACGGACAGCUCCUCCAGCACCUCCUGCUACUCCCCGGAGCGCCUGCCCCCCGUCCCCCGUGGCAAGCCGGGCCUCCCCGCCGCCGAGGCCAAGCCGCCCCCCGCCCCCGAGGGCGCCCCCCUGCCCGCCCGGCCCUCCUGCUACGCCCAGCGGGCCGGGAGCACGGCCAGCGCCAAGACCCACGCCCGGGUGCUCAGCAUGGACGGGGGCCGCGGGGCCGAGGGCGGCAAGCCCCCCGCCACCCUCACCCUCUCCAAGUCGGACCUGGAGUCCCACGCCGGGAAGCUGGCGGUUGAGCCCGACCUGGGCAGCGCGGCACAGGGCCAGGCGGCCAACCAGCCCGGCUGGCGCGGGGAGCUGCCAGUGGAAGGGGCCGUCGGAGGCGCCCCCACAGCGGAGGAGGGCCCCAAGUCGGACCGCUCGAGCAGCGUGAAGCGCAUGCAGGCCAUGAGGCGCCGGCACAACGCGGGCAGCAACCCCACCCCUCCGUCUUCGGUGAUGGGAUCCCCGCCCAGCUUACAGGACCUGCAGCGAGGCCGGGCCUCGUCGCACUCCCGCACCCUCACGCUCCCCUCGGCCCUGCAGUUCGCCAGCUCCCUCCUGCUGCCCCGCGGCAUCAUCCACGAGGCCUGCAACUUCGACGACACCUCGGAAGGGGCCGUGCACUACUUUUACGACGAGAGCGGAGUCCGGCGCUCGUACACCUUUGGGCUCGCUGGCGGCGGCUAUGAGAACCCAGUGGGUCAGCAAGUCAGCAUGGACCACCCAACAACCAACAGUGGCUGGGACAGGCAUUCCCAUUCUUCCAGCUUCAACUCGGCGGAGGUGCCGGAAGGGACCCCCGCCCUCACGCUGCUGCAGCCGCGGCCCGUGGUCCUGCAGGGCAUGCAAGUUCGCAGAGUGCCUCUGGAGAUCCCUGAGUUCGACCUCCUAGAUCAGGAAUCGCUGCACGAGUCCCAGGAGAACACGCUGAUGAUCGAGGACAAGUGUCACCCACGGCAGUACUACAAGUUCUGGGUGCUGCCCGGGCGCUGGAUGCGCGUCCGGUACGACCGGCUGGCCCUGCUGGCCCUGCUGGACCGGAACCGGCGAGUGGCGGAAAACGUCUUCGUGGUGCUGCUGGUGAGCCUUGUCGCCUUCCUGGGCUACCUGCUCCUCAUGCGCGGCUUCUUCAAGGACAUCUGGGUGUUCCAGUUCUGCGUGGUGAUCGCCAGCUGCCAGUACUCCCUGCUGAAGAGCGUCCAGCCCGAUGCUGCUUCGCCCAUGCACGGGCACAACUGGAUCAUCUCGUACAGCCGGCCCGUGUACUUCUGCGUGGCCUGCCUGUCCGUCUGGCUGCUGGACUUGUGCGCUCGCGCGGCGCCCUUCCCGCCCGUCGCCUUCUACGAGCUGCUGCUCUUCUCCUCGGACUUCUUCUACUGUGCCCGCAACGUGGCCAUUGUGUUCACGCUCUGCUUCCCGGCCAUCUUCCUCUUCGGACUCCUCCCUCAGGUCAACACCUGCUUCAUGUACCUUCUGGAACAGGUGGACAUGAACAUCUUUGGCGGAACAGCCGCCACCAGCCCCUACACCGCCGCCUUCGCCCUGCUGCGCAGCGUCCUCGUGGCCGCCCUCCUGUACGGCUUCUGCCUUGGAGCCCUCAAGGCGCCGUGGGGCGACCAGCACGUGCCCGUUCUGUUCUCCGUCUUCUGCGGCCUCCUCGUGGCGCUCUCCUACCACCUCAGCCGCCAGAGCAGCGACCCAACCGUCCUCUGGUCCUUGAUACGGAGCAAGCUUUUCCCCGAGUUUGAGAACCGCAAUGUGGAAAGCCCCGUGGUCGGGAUCAAGGAUCCGCUGCCGGAGAAACUGCGCGGUUCCCUGCGGGAUAUCCUCCACUCGGACCUCGUCAUGUGCCUGGUCAUCGCCGUCCUGACCUUCGCCAUCAGCGCCAGCACGGUUUUCAUCGCUCUGGAGUCUGUUCUAGGGUACGUGCUCUACGCCCUGGCCGGCUUGGUGGGGUUCGUCACCCACUACCUGCUGCCCCAGCUCCGUAAGCAGCUGCCCUGGUUCUGCCUCUCCCAGCCUGUGCUGAAGCCCCAGGAGUACAGCCAGUUCGAAGUGCGCAGUGCAGCCCAGCUGAUGUGGUUCGAGAAGCUGUACGCCUGGCUGCAGUGCGUGGAGAAGUACGUCAUCUACCCGGCCGUGGUGCUCAACGCCCUCAGCAUCGACGCCCAGCUGGUCAGCGCCCCGCGGCAGGACAAACUCUGCGUCUACUGCCGGGCGCUGCUCAUCACGGUGGCGGGCAUGAAGCUGCUGCGCUGCUCCUUUUGCUGCCCCCCGCAGCAGUACGUCACGCUGGGCUUCACCGUCCUCUUCUUCCAGUUCGACUACAAGCAGUACUCGGAGGGCUUCCUCACCGACUACUUCGUCAUGUCCAUCCUCUUCAACAAGCUCUGGGAUCUCUUGUACAAGCUGCGGUUCGUGCUCACCUACAUCGCCCCCUGGCAGAUCACGUGGGGCUCGGCCUUCCACGCCUUCGCUCAGCCCUUUGCCGUGCCUCACUCGGCCAUGCUGUUCGUCCAGGCCGUGCUCUCCGCCCUGUUCUCCACCCCCCUCAACCCGCUUCUGGGCAGCGCCGUCUUCAUCAUGUCCUACGCCCGCCCGGUCAAGUUUUGGGAGCGCGACUACAACACCAAGAGAGUGGACCAUUCCAACACCCGGCUGGCCACGCAGCUUGACCGCAACCCAGGCGCCGACGACAACAACCUCAACUCCAUCUUCUACGAGCACCUGACGCGCUCGCUGCAGCACACGCUCUGCGGGGACCUGCUGCUGGGCCGCUGGGGCAACUACGGCACGGGCGACUGCUUCAUCCUGGCCUCCGACUACCUGAACGCCCUGGUGCACCUCAUCGAGCUCGGCAACGGCCUGGUCACCUUCCAGCUGCGCGGCCUCGAGUUCCGCGGCACCUACUGCCAGCAGCGCGAGGUGGAGGCCAUCACGGAGGGCGUGGAGGAGGACGAGGGCUGCUGCUGCUGCGAGCCGGGCCACCUGCCGCGCGUGCUGAGCUUCAACGCCGCCUUCGGGCAGCGCUGGCUGGCCUGGGAGGUGGCCGCCACCAAGUACGUCCUGGAGGGCUACAGCAUCACCGACAACAACGCCGCCUCCAUGCUGCAGGUCUUCGACCUCCGCAAGAUCCUCAUCACGUACUACGUCAAGAGCAUUAUCUACUAUGUGACUUGCUCCCCGAAGCUGGAGGAGUGGAUGGGUCACGAGGGGAUCCAGGAGGCCCUGUGGCCCUGCACCUCGCUCAGCUACGCCGACAGCGACCCCACGUUCAACCUCAACAUAGACGAGGACUACGAUCACCGCAUGGCCGGGAUCACGCUGGCUUCCUUCUGCAACAUCUACCUCGAAUGGAUCCAGUACUGUGCCGGGCGCAGGGAGAAGCCGGUGGACCGGGAGUGGAACUCCCCUCUGGUCACCUUGUGCUUCGGGCUUUGCAUCCUGGGCCGCCGGGCCCUGGGCACGGCCUCCCACAGCAUGUCUGCCAGCCUCGAACCCUUCCUUUACGGCCUGCAUGCCCUUUUCAAGGGGGACUUCCGGAUCACUUCGCCCCGCGACGAGUGGGUCUUUGCAGACAUGGACCUGCUCCAUCAGGUGGUGGCCCCCGGAGUGCGCAUGUCCCUCAAGCUGCAUCAGGACCACUUCACCUCUCCGGAUGAGUACGACGACCCGGCUGUGCUGUACGACGCGAUCCGGUCGAACGAGGAGAAGAUGGUGAUCUCCCACGAGGGGGACCCUGCGUGGCGCAGCGCCAUCCUCAGCAACACCCCCGCCCUGCUGGCCCUGCGCCACGUGAUGGACGACGCCAGCGACGAGUACAAAGUCAUCAUGCUCAACAAGCGCUACCUGGGCUUUCGGGUGAUCAAGGUGAACCGGGAAUGCGUGCGGGGCCUCUGGGCCGGGCAGCAGCAGGAGCUGGUGUUCCUCCGGAACCGGAACCCCGAGCGGGGCAGCAUCCAGAACGCCAAGCAGGCCCUGCGCAACAUGAUCAACUCCUCGUGCGACCAGCCCAUCGGCUACCCCAUCUACGUCUCGCCCCUGACCACGUCCUAUGCCGGCAGCCACCCCCAGCUCCGAUCACUGUGGGGAGGGCCGGUCAGCCUGCACAACAUCUCCGCCUGGUUCAUCCGGAGCUGGGAGAGGUUGCAGAAGGGCUGCGGGGCCGGGUGCAACAGCGGAGGGAACAUUGAGGACUCGGACUGUGGCGGCGGCUCUUCCUCCCUCAGCAAUAACCCUGCGGCACACGGGCCUCAGGUCCCCGGGAGCACCGCUCACAGUGUCGGACCGGCAGCUGCAAACCCCGCUGAGCCGGCGGUCACCACUGCCCAGCCUCAGGCAGAACUCGACUCCGGGCUUCCUGCUCCAAACCAGAGCUGGCCGGUCCAGCCCCAGCCCGUGCCCUUGCCGAGCCAGAGCGAAGGACGGCCCCCGCCCGCCCCGGCGGCCUCCUGGCCCCCCGGCCCGCACUUCCUGGGAAGCCAGCUCUCCUGCGCCAGCUCCCUGGCCUCCGUCGCCGAGGGGGUCGGGCGGGCGCCCCUCCCGCUCCGCCCCGGGCUGGGAACGCCGGCUGCCUUCGCCUACGAGGGCCUCUGUGGGAAGUGGAGCCUGCCCGGCCGGAAGGGACUGAACGGGCUCGGCGGGAGCGAGAGCGACGUCCACCCCGGCACGCCCCCCCCCCAGCACGAAGGACGGCUCCGUGUCGUGCUCCGCGGUCGCCGGCCUGGGCACGCAGGGCAUCGCCGGCAGCCCCAAGCCCGAGGCUCCCGCACCAGGCCCGGCCCCCGAGACCCGCGGCGACCUUGUCCCGUUGCCUCUGGAACUGUCACCACCCCCGCGAGGGAGCUGCCCCCUUCCUGAACUGACCCCCGUUGCGGCCGAGUGGGGACGGCAGCGGGAGGACGAGGAGAGUCCCGCUGCGGGGCAGCCCCUUCUGGAGCACCAGUACUGAGCGGGAGGGACUCCCUGCCCCAUCAUCCACGGGCUGGCCCCGUGAGACUCGUUUUGUGCCCCUUUUUGAGGGGAUACACACCCUCUGGUUCAUUUCCCCCUUUCUUCAGGACCAUGGACAGCAAUAAGGGACCGGGGGGGGGCUGCUCCUUCUUGCCUGCUGCAGCCUUUCGUCCCCCCGACCCCCGCCUGCAGGAGCAGGCUCAAUCGUCUGGAUGUGGCACGUGGGGGGGGGGAGAUCUCCCUGUCCUCCCCCCUCCCCCCUCCCCAGGGACCCUCUUGGACACCGAGUUUGUAUCGGUGGUGCGCAAGGGCAAUUUUCUGCUGUCGCUGUUUCCUUGGGAUUAAUAAUAAUAACAAUUUUUGUUUGCUUA
Molecule: messenger RNA, 7323 nt
Organism: Varanus komodoensis (Komodo dragon)
Lineage: Eukaryota; Metazoa; Chordata; Lepidosauria; Squamata; Varanidae
Gene: PCNX3
Product: pecanex 3
Exons: 35
Coding region: 458-6859 (2133 amino acids)
Cellular component (GO): membrane
Source: RefSeq, a predicted model, not a curated record